GAAGGAUGAUAGCAGAUUGAUAGAGGACAUAUCCUACAUUGGGCGUGAAGCUGAAAUAUACUAUCAAAAUAUGUUUUCUUCAGGUAGUGUGAAUAUCCAUGACAGUAUUUUUGUAGGAAUUGAGAAAAUAAUUAUAGAUGAACAGAAUGACUUUCUUAGUGGUAACCCUUCAGCUUCGAAAAUUUACCAAGCUAUUAAUGAGUUGAACCCAGAUAGCGCCUCGGAAGGAGAUGGCUUUACAUGA
Dovyalis caffra is the source of this 244-nucleotide messenger RNA. Lineage: Eukaryota; Viridiplantae; Streptophyta; Magnoliopsida; Malpighiales; Salicaceae. The record is from the annotation of a GenBank genome assembly.